This is a messenger RNA of Amoebophrya sp. A120, 1036 nucleotides long. Lineage: Eukaryota; Dinophyceae; Syndiniales; Amoebophryaceae. The record is from the annotation of a GenBank genome assembly.
GCUCAGGGUGUUUGUAUCAGAGACUGGCUGUGGUCUAUGGUUUCGGUCGUGAGCACCACUACUCUUGCGCCGGGUCUAUGAUAUCGUGCGUUCCCUCCUGGCGACUGGCUCGCUGUGCACUUGUUUUAGUUUUUUGCGCUGUAUCCAGUUCUCUGUUCCCAGUCUAUUAAUCGAUUUUGGUAGGUGAUUGGUUCGUUCCUUUGCAUAGAUUCUAUAAAUAUCCCUCAGAACCGUUUUCAAAAUCCCACCUGUUGGCAGCGAGGCCGCACUCGGACAGCCACGCGUAUUUGUUGUUUCUACCUGAACGCGUGUAUCUCUCACUCCGAUAUUACUGCUUGCUAUCUGCUUCAAAACCACUACCCAAACGAACCAUGGCGACCGGUCCUUCCGCUAAGGCUCCUCUGGAGACCCCUCUGCUUCAAUCCUCGGCCCAAUCCAAAGCGGAGAAGGGGCCGACACUUAUCUUCGAUGGGGUCUGCAAUUUGUGCAACGGCGCCAUGCAUUGGUACUUUGACCGAUUACCCCCGGACAACGUGGAAAAGGUAAACUUCAUGUGGCUGCAGCACCCGGUUACGCAGGAGGUUCUGGACAAAUUUGAAAUCACCAACAUCCAGGAUUCGUGGGCCUACUUUGAGGACGGAGAGGUGAGCAGGGGGAGCACAGCAUGGCUAAAGGUACCUACUACGUCGUUCUGACGAACCUUUUCCUUUUGCGGUUGCGCAGAAUUUUUGCGCGGUCGUAUUUUGUUUACCAAAGCACAUAAGACAAUCCUGUCCUGCUUUUCGCACAUCGCAAUCAACCGCAACAUCUCAUUCCAAUGCCUCUGCAGGCGCUCCGCUUUCUGAAAGCGCCGUGGUGGAUACUUUCCUACCUUCUCAUCUUUCCGGAGUGCCUGCGCGAACCUUUCUACAAUCUGGUGGCGCGGAACCGUUAUCGACUAUUCGGGAAGGGUGACGUGUGCAAGCGACCAGCCGUGGCGCUGAAAAAGAGGUUUCUGCAUGACACGGUGCCGCCCGCUGCGGUAAAAAACGAAUAG